CUCUGUUCAUGGAGCAGUAGAAAGAGACGUUGCUAUAAAACAGUUUAAACUUACAAACUUUUGAAGCGUUUGAGUUGUUGGAUUAUUAUUUUUAUUUAAUCCUCGACCUUCAGCUGACGUUGGCAACGGCACUGUCGAAAAGAGACGAAAAGAUGAAGUACAUCAUUGGAAUAGGCGGCGUCACCAAUGGUGGUAAAACCACUCUGACAGAUAAAUUGAUCAAGACUCUGCCCAACUGUUGCGUUGUGCAUCAAGAUGACUUUUUCAAGAAACCUGAUCAGAUAGAAGUCGGGGAGGACGGCUUUAGGCAGUGGGAUGUGAUCACAGCUCUGGAUAUGGAGGCCAUGACCAACACGGUGAAAGGCUGGAUGGAGAACCCAGUGAAAUUCGCCCGAUCCCAUGGCGUGACUCUCUCUUCUCCCUCUGAUGAGGUGAACCCUGACGAGCAGAUCCACAUCCUGAUUGUGGAGGGCUUCCUGCUUUACAACUACCCGCCUCUGCUGGAUGUUUUCAACAAGUCCUAUUACAUCUCAGUUCCCUAUGAGGAGUGCAAGAGAAGGAGAAGUACAAGACAGUACACUGUCCCAGACCCUCCCGGUCUGUUCGACGGCCACGUGUGGCCCAUGUACCUGAAGCACAGAAAACAGAUGGAGGACAGCCAUUUGAAUAUUGAGUACCUGGAUGGCUUGAAAUCCAAAGACGAGAUCUACAACCAGGUGUAUGAGGACAUUCAGAACAACCUGCUCAAUCGUUUAUAGCAGGAAGACUCCUCUACACACCUGUACAGAAGUUGUAAAUAGUUCCAGGGAUUCUUUUUUUAUAAAGUUUUUCAAAUGAAUUUUGUUUUUUGUAAAUAUAUUGACGCAAUGUUAAGUUAUCAUUGUAUCAUCUUCAGUUGAUUGAAGUUUAGUUUUCCUUCAAAAAGUGAUUGUUCACUGAUCAUUACUGUGUUAACCUUGUAUUGGACCAUUUGUCUACCAGUUGCAUUCUCCUGCAAAUAAAUGCAUUAGUUGCUUUUGAUAUACAAGA
Molecule: messenger RNA, 1029 nt
Organism: Mugil cephalus (flathead mullet)
Lineage: Eukaryota; Metazoa; Chordata; Actinopteri; Mugiliformes; Mugilidae
Gene: mibp
Product: muscle-specific beta 1 integrin binding protein
Exons: 8
Coding region: 153-758 (201 amino acids)
Cellular component (GO): cytoplasm
Source: RefSeq, a predicted model, not a curated record